UCCCGGAUCAUGUGACAAUGAGAUCUAAAAUGGCAGAAAUGGUGUCCUUAAUGAAGUGCGUGUCUCUUUUCUUCCUGGUUUAUGUUUUAGGAUUGGUGCAUGCCUAUGAUACAUGUGACAGUGGAAAUAUUUGCUAUGGAGACCAGUACUGUUGUGGAUAUGACUUUUGUUGCAACACAUUUUAUUUUUACUCAGCCUGGUGGUUCUGGCUGAUAUGGGUUGUUGUUUUAAUUCUCAUUUCGUGCUGCUCCUAUGGGUUGUAUCGUCGCCGCAGAGCUGCCACCCUUAGGUAUGUGGUUGUCCAGGGCCAGCCAAGCUAUGGUGCUGCUGGAACCCCAGUAUUUGCAGCACCAGCGUAUCCUGGUCAACCCACUUCUCUACCGGGUCAACCACAGGGAUAUGGACCACAGCAGAAACCACCACCAUAUCCUGCAUCUGCUCCACCAUACCAACCAUAAGGCUUUCAUAUAUCAACUAUCUCUCAACGAGAUGUUAGUCAUUUAUUUUAAGAGAACUUUGUAUAUGGCAUACAAUAUACAAUAACAUACUGAUUUGCAGUUCAUUCUAUUUUUAUAUUUCUUAAUCUCUGAUCUGUUCUCAAGUGCUUUGAAAAUAUACUCCAAUGUGAUAUUGAGAAUUUUACAAAAAAUGUGCCAUAUGCUAUUGUAUCCUAGAAACAUUGUAUAAUAACCUAUUUUUAGAAACACUGUCCAAAAUGCUAAGAAUUAACUGCUUAGGCAAUGUAAAUUACUGUGUUUAUGCCAGGAUAUUAAAAAAUUUGUUUGGCAAUAUAUGAACCAAUAUGGUUUAUCAAUUUUAAAGGUUGAUAUUGUUUUGAAGAUGAUAUUGGAAUUGUGGCAUACUUGAUAUGUAUUCCAUGGAUAUUAUCAGCUUGAAUUUUACAGUUAUAUCUCUUGAAGUAGUGCUUGUGUCUAUGAAAUGUUUUACUUUAAUCAGGUGAUCUGAAUGGUGAUAUGUAGCCUUGCCUGCGAGAGUAUCAGUAAAAGACUGAUUCACUGUUUAUGUCAUCAAGCCUUUUUCCAGAAUAAUUGUGCAAUACUGUGUUCGUACCAAUCGUCCUUCAAAAGAUGUAUUCCCAUGAGAAUUAGAAGAAAAGACAAUCCUUGUAAUUUUGUAUAAAAAUGAAAUGUAUUAAAUGUGUUAUACUUGAUAUUUGGAAUAGGGUAAUGUACUAUUCAAGAGAUAAUGUUUGCAGUGCUUAAGUGUGAUAAAUUAGAAAAAAAUUGUUUAUUUAUAUGUGUUCAAAACAAAAACUAUAUUUUCAGUAGAAGGUUCAGGAUUUUCUUCCCAUUGUAUAUGAACCAUGUAAAAAUUUCUGUAUUUUAAAUUUAAAGCCUAGUUCACGUAAAUUUUUGUAUUUUAUUAUAUAUCUAUUUUGGCCUUUGU
Lingula anatina is the source of this 1407-nucleotide messenger RNA. RefSeq lists its product as uncharacterized. The record is from RefSeq and is a predicted model, not a curated record. NCBI's taxonomy places the organism in Eukaryota, Metazoa, Brachiopoda, Lingulata, Lingulida, Lingulidae.